AUGGGACUCUUAUGUAGAGUUAAUAGAGAUUCCAAGCAAGAAGUAUCUAUGAAAGGAGAGCAGAUCUUUUGUCCUUUAUGCUUAACUAGAUCUAAAGUAAUAGCCAGAAGAGAUACUAUCUGGCUAUCUCUCUUCACAAUCAAAAUCUUAGAGGUUAAAAGAAUGAAAGUCUACCCAGCCUGUUCUCACUGCUACAACCAACUACCUACUCAAUUUAUUCUAUGUCCAAUUUGUAAGUAUAUCUUACCAUCGGUUGAUAUGUUUUGUUAUCAAUGCCAAGCCAAUCCAGCCUAG
Molecule: messenger RNA, 294 nt
Organism: Nematocida homosporus
Lineage: Eukaryota; Fungi; Microsporidia
Exons: 1
Coding region: 1-294 (97 amino acids)
Source: RefSeq, a predicted model, not a curated record